AGGAAGUGAGCGAGGCGGUGGUGAUGGCGGAGGCGCCGCCGGUCAAGAAGAAGAGCGUCAAGAUCGCCGCCGCUGCCAUCGCCAGCGACGAGGCAGCGGAUCCCAGCGGCGCCGUCAAUGUGGGCGGCGAUCGCAAGGCCAAGAAGGUCAUCGUGGCCAUUGACGAGAGCCAAGAAAGCAUCCGAGCUCUCCGCUAUGCUCUCGACACUGUCGUCCAGCCCGGGGAUGGGCUUGUGCUGCUACACUCGCAGUUCAUGCCCCAUAGCUACGUUGGUCCCGGCGGCCCAGAGCUAUGGGUGUUAGAUCUUUUGUCUUUGGCACCAAAGUUUGCUCCUUGUGAUCUGCGCUUCACACGCAUUUCCAUCAGCUCUAAAACCAGGCUUCUACAUCACUCCCGACUUGGUGGCCGCCACAAGGAAGCACCAGGAGAACUCAAGCAAGGUCUUGCUCGACAAAGCCAAGAGGAUUUGCGGCGAUGCCAAUGUCCACCACCCAGAGCUUCUGAUGGCUACUGGAGAUCCUCGCGACAGUAUCUGCGACGCCGUGGAAAAGAUCCAUGCCGACUUGCUGGUGAUGGGAAGCCGCGGUCACGGAGCCAUCAAACGGACUUUUCUUGGCAGUGUGAGCGACUAUUGUACUCACAACGCGAAAUGCCCGGUUUUGAUCGUCCGAAAGUGAGCCAAAGUGGAUGGCUUUGUUUUUCUUUCUUUCGUGUAUAUAUACGGUAUGGAUCUGCAAGGUCUUUCUUUUCCUUAUUUCUCUCAGCUGCACAAAUCGGAGGCUUUACUUUUUUUACAGUGACAGCAGCCUCCGCUGCUUAAAGAAUAAUAUGAAUGCGAGAAAGAUCGCGAUGCCAGCAACGCCAGACGUGAUGAGAAUCCACUUGAAAGCUCGCGGCUCGUCAAAGAGGUCAAUCUGGAUGUUCAUCCCGAAAA
Messenger RNA from Selaginella moellendorffii, 935 nucleotides. Its product is annotated as universal stress protein PHOS34. The record is from RefSeq and is a predicted model, not a curated record. NCBI's taxonomy places the organism in Eukaryota, Viridiplantae, Streptophyta, Lycopodiopsida, Selaginellales, Selaginellaceae. The transcript has 5 exons. Bases 24 to 821 code for a protein of 265 amino acids.